Messenger RNA from Caenorhabditis briggsae, 90 nucleotides. NCBI's taxonomy places the organism in Eukaryota, Metazoa, Nematoda, Chromadorea, Rhabditida, Rhabditidae. The transcript has a single exon. The record is from RefSeq and is a predicted model, not a curated record. The coding region runs from base 1 to 90 and encodes 29 amino acids.
AUGUUGUCAGCAAUAACAUUUUUUGACUUCAAACUUGAUUUUUGGAGAAGUAAUGGGAAUAUUUUGAAAAAGAAACCGAAAAAAAAAUAA